AUGCCGGCGUUUUCCAUUUGCAGAGUGAGUUCCAUGUUCCCAUCGUCGAGAAUGGGCUCGUUUGCGGCACUCCUGGUGGUGGUGGUCUCCAUGCUCCUCUCGAGCGCAUCCGCUUUCCGCACCGAGCCCAGUGCCGUCGUGGCACCGUCUCGACGAGGAGGGGCCAGAGAGCACCCACUGGAUACGGAGGAAGGUCGCCGAAGCAGCCGCGUGGGCACGGGGCCGACGGGGCCAGGUGAGACGCCCUGGCUCCUUCCGACCGAGAACGAGGGAAUGGAACCCCGUCCCCCGCAUUGGCGUGGCCAGCGUGCUGUGGACUGGGACGAGGUCCAGAAGGAUUCCCCGAAUGCGAAGGAGAUCCUCAUCGCUGUCGGAGGCGGUACGGGUGCUGGAACUGGGACGGGAAGCGCGAAGAUGGACCGGGACCUUAUCCGUCGUAUGCGCUACCAAGACAAAGUUGUGCUGGUCUUGAUGCUUGCGGCAUAUUUCAUCGCCUUGAUGUUCACCGCGAGCUUGGCUUAUCGUCAGGCGUCCAACAGCUCGCCGGUGCGCUUCUACGGCGAUCCGCGUGUGGAAGACCUGAUGACAGACAAUGCCGAUGCCGACGACUUCCUCCACGUUUUUGCGCAGCCUCCGAGGAGCGUUCAGCUUUGCAUCCAGGGCAUGCUACCUGUACCUACGCUGCUGGCUCAUCUCGUCGAUGGUUCCCUGGAGUGGCAAGGAUGCUUCUAUCGGCACGUCUUCAGUUUCGGUCUGGAUUUGUCGCCUUUCAUCGUGCAUGAGGAGGAGGGUCGAUCUAGUGGCUUGGAGGCUGAUGAGGUGGAGACUCUGAGGAAGUUCCUCAGGGAAGAUACCAACGACCUCGCCACAGUUCAGCUGAUCAAGGAAGUAUCGUGGGAUCGCUGGGAGGAGCUGGCCACGAACAUCAAGCACAAGAUUCGUCAAAAAGGCUUCGACGGCCUCAUCCACGUGAGCUGGAGAAAUACAGAGACGCUGACAGUCUACAAGAACAGAACUUGGGCAAACUUCCUCCACCGUGGUAUCACCCGCGUGUUGCUGGCCCUCAGCGUCGUCGGCUACAUGUGGUAUGCUCCGUACAUGCACUUCCGCCAGCGAGGCCCCGAGGUGCAUCCGAAGUUCAAGGUCGAUAUCGACAUCGAGAGCUACUGGCAGCUCAUUGGCGAGAAGAUCAAUGAGAGGGGCUUUGAUCCUCAGUAG
Messenger RNA from Symbiodinium sp. CCMP2592, 1218 nucleotides. The record is from the annotation of a GenBank genome assembly. NCBI's taxonomy places the organism in Eukaryota, Dinophyceae, Suessiales, Symbiodiniaceae.